Molecule: messenger RNA, 2662 nt
Organism: Spea bombifrons (plains spadefoot toad)
Lineage: Eukaryota; Metazoa; Chordata; Amphibia; Anura; Pelobatidae
Gene: RASGEF1B
Product: RasGEF domain family member 1B
Exons: 14
Coding region: 378-1796 (472 amino acids)
Biological process (GO): positive regulation of GTPase activity; Ras protein signal transduction
Cellular component (GO): plasma membrane
Molecular function (GO): guanyl-nucleotide exchange factor activity
Source: RefSeq, a predicted model, not a curated record
AGUGAACUUUGAAUGUACUGAGAUACCAAAGCUGCAAGUGUACCGGAGCAGAAAGCCCGCGACAUCGUGCAAGUGCCUCAGCGAUCUUUGCUCCACUCGGAAUGGCAUUUAAGCCGCACGCUGCAUAGAUUACUCACUGGAGAUCGGCCCGAACCAUUAUAACGAUCUGGGACGCUACCAUGGCAGCGGGGGACUUUAUAUCGCAAUGAGUGGACUAUUAAAUACUAUUUAAUAAUAUUAAAAUCAUUGCUGAAGCUAAAACCCUUUUAUCCCAAAUCACUAGACGUGCUCGGCUUCUAUUCCCAACUCCCAGUGUAGCCCUGACGCAAGGGGGAUUUUCAAACCCGUCGUCACCCCCAGCGCCUCUCAAGGAGAGAAUGCCUCAGACGCCAACUCUUGUAGCCAUGUUUGACAGCAGCGGUUUUAACCGGAACUUAAAUCAAUGUAAAGAAGAGGGCUGUUCUGACCUGUAUUACCAAGAUAAUAACCUGCUUUCUGGAUCUCUGGAAGCACUCAUCCAACACUUAGUGCCCAACGUUGAUUACUAUCCGGAUAGAACGUAUAUCUUCACCUUCUUGUUGAGUUCUCGGCUGUUCAUACAUCCCUUUGAACUAAUGGCUAAAGUCUGCCAUGUUUGUUUGGAACAGCAAAAAUUAAACGAGCGUGGAGCUGAUAAGAGUAAUGUAAGAAAAAUUGCUCCGAAAAUCCUUCAGCUUCUUACAGAAUGGACAGAGACAUUCCCUUAUGAUUUUAGGGAUGAGAGAAUGAUGCGAAAUCUGAAAGACACUGCUCACCGAAUAACAAAUGGAGAUGAGAUGUACCGAAAAAAUGUACAGCAGAUCAUCCAGAAUCUUAUCCGCAAGUUGACCGCACUAAGUCAAUAUGAGGAACUGAUUGCAAAAAUCAAUGCACAGUCCACUGAUCGUAUGACUAUCCUCAAGAACAAACCACAGUCCAUACAAAGGGACAUCAUCACAGUAUGCAGUGACCCCUACACCUUAGCCCAACAGCUCACUCACAUAGAGCUGGAGAGGCUAAGUUACAUUGGACCAGAAGAAUUUGUCCAAGCAUUUGUGCAGAAGGAUCCAUUAGACAAUAAUGAGAGCUGCUAUGGUGACCGAAAGAAGACCCGGAAUCUAGAGGCAUAUGUUGAAUGGUUCAAUCGUCUUAGCUACUUGGUGGCCACGGAGAUCUGCAUGCCUGUGAAGAAAAAGCACAGAGCACGGAUGAUAGAGUUCUUCAUUGAUGUUGCCCGAGAAUGCUUCAACAUUGGAAACUUUAAUUCGCUAAUGGCGAUCAUUUCUGGCAUGAACAUGAGCCCAGUGUCCAGGCUUAAGAAAACGUGGGCGAAGGUCAAAACUGCCAAGUUUGAUAUUCUUGAGCAUCAGAUGGAUCCUUCUAGCAAUUUUUACAACUACAGAACAGCUCUGCGAGGAGCAGCUCAAAGGUCGCUAACAGCUCACAGCAACAGAGAAAGGAUUGUGAUCCCCUUCUGUAGUCUUCUAAUCAAAGAUAUCUACUUCCUGAAUGAGGGUUGCACCAAUUGUCUUCCAAAUGGUCAUAUCAAUUUUGAAAAAUUCUGGGAGCUAGCAAGGCAAGUGAGUGAGUUCAUGACUUGGAAGCAGGUUGAGUGCCCUUUUGAAAAAGACCGGAAAAUUCUGCAAUAUGUACUGACAGCUUCCAUCUUCAGUGAGGACGCACUCUAUUUGGCCUCUUAUGAAAGUGAAGGUCCUGAGAAUAAUAUUGAAAAGGACAGAUGGAAGACUAUGAGGUCAGGGCUUUUGGGCAGAGUCUAAUGUGUAAAAUGCCUACGUGUGAAGAAGGCCAUUAUUUAUGGACACAUAUUGCACUGAGUGGGAUUUGAGUGAUGACAGCUGAGUAGGCAGCUGAAACUUUACCUCACAGUGGAGGUAAAUCAUGACAGAUUGAGAGCAGACAAGCAGAAGAAAUGAAUUUCUGGUGACUGGACCAUGAAACCUACUUAGGACAUUAAUAAUGGAAUACUUCACAGUCCCCAUUAUGCUGAGUUUUCCUUUCUCUGUAGCAUAUUUAGAACUCUUACUGGACUCUGCAACAUGCUUAUCGAUCUAAACACUGCUUCCAGCGAUGCCAUGUACACUAUAACAAACACACGAAAUAGAAGAAAACUGAAACGAAGAAAGGAUUUUCUGCGUGAUCUUGGACAGCCACUCGCUGGCGGGGGUUCCUAACCCGUAGACACUUGUUUCUUUUCUUAAAGUUCAUAUUUACUGCUGGAUGGUAAAUAAUGUGAACAAUAUCAUUUACUGGAAAACAAUGAUAAUUGGAAAUUGCCCACAGCGGUCUGCUUCCCAAUGGUACAUAGCUAAAGCUAAUUUUGACUGCGAUGGAACCUGUGGACUCUUUCAUUGGACUUUUAUUAUAAUAGAGAAAUCUGUUUACAAACACUGUAUAUUUUUGUCGUCUUUUUCCCCCAACCAUUUUGCAGUCCCUUGUAAUAUUUUGUUAUAUAUGCUGUAUAUUUUUUUCCCUAUUUAUUACUACAUGACCUGUGCAAAACUGAAUGGUACAAAAGUGCACUGAAGGCAUUACUGAAGCGAUAUCCUGUAUUUUGUUCAACAUUUUUAUAAGAAUUAUUUUUUUAUAAUUGGGCUUUAUUUCAUAAACAUCAGCUUUUAGAGUU